GCAAAUAUCGAUAACAAGUCCAAUCAGCUGAGCGGUGACAUUUGCCUUUUUCAAUCAACUAAUUAACACGGUCUCACUAUUUCGCCAAUAUUCCAAAGAAAUUGAUUUAUUAAAUUAUGAGUAGCAAAGCGAAUACCAAAGCUGGCGAAAUAAUCGCUUAUAGUGAAGCAGCUAUACGUGGAAAUAUUUCUGCUGUGGAAUAUUGUCGCACUUCCAUGGCUGCUCUAUCCGGUUGUGCUGCUGGCAUUUUGGGACUAAACGGCUUGCUUGGAUUCCUCUUCUAUUUCGUGUCAGUGUUUGUGUUGUGGCUGCUGGUGUUGGCGAAAUCUGGUACUCAAUGGCGCAAAUUCUUCAUCAAUCGCCAAAGCCUUCUCACCAACAACUUCAUGGGCGGCUUAUGUACAUAUGUUUUGUUCUGGACAUUCCUUUAUGGCAUGGUGCAUGUGUAUUAAACUAAGAUUCUUAUUCUAUUAGCAUUUUAGGCAGUGUAAAAUCGUGUAACUUCUUUUUUAUUCACUAAAAAAUUAUAGUAGGUAAUUAAAUUAAAGAUAUAAAUAAAAA
Molecule: messenger RNA, 561 nt
Organism: Anastrepha obliqua
Lineage: Eukaryota; Metazoa; Arthropoda; Insecta; Diptera; Tephritidae
Gene: EMC6
Product: ER membrane protein complex subunit 6
Exons: 2
Coding region: 117-452 (111 amino acids)
Biological process (GO): protein folding in endoplasmic reticulum; autophagosome assembly
Cellular component (GO): EMC complex; membrane; endoplasmic reticulum
Source: RefSeq, a predicted model, not a curated record